Molecule: messenger RNA, 1151 nt
Organism: Erinaceus europaeus (western European hedgehog)
Lineage: Eukaryota; Metazoa; Chordata; Mammalia; Eulipotyphla; Erinaceidae
Gene: RND2
Product: Rho family GTPase 2
Exons: 5
Coding region: 139-828 (229 amino acids)
Biological process (GO): small GTPase-mediated signal transduction
Molecular function (GO): GTPase activity; GTP binding
Source: RefSeq, a predicted model, not a curated record
GGCCGGGGGCGGGGGCUUCGCGCGGGCCCGCGAGAUGCCGGUGUUGGCCGCCCGAGCGGCUGUAGCUGCUGCGGCGGGGGAGGCGGCAGCCCGGCCCGGUCGGGGGACUGCGCUGGGGGCCGGCGCGUAGCCGGGACUAUGGAGGGGCAGAGUGGCCGCUGCAAGAUCGUGGUGGUGGGGGACGCGGAGUGCGGCAAGACGGCGUUGCUGCAGGUGUUCGCCAAGGACGCCUACCCCGGGAGUUAUGUCCCCACUGUGUUUGAGAACUACACUGCGAGCUUUGAGAUCGACAAACGCCGCAUUGAGCUCAACAUGUGGGACACUUCAGGUUCCUCUUACUAUGACAAUGUCCGGCCUCUGGCAUACCCUGAUUCAGAUGCUGUGCUCAUUUGCUUCGACAUUAGCCGACCAGAAACACUGGAUAGUGUCCUCAAGAAGUGGCAAGGAGAGACUCAGGAGUUCUGCCCCAAUGCCAAGGUUGUGCUGGUUGGCUGUAAACUGGACAUGAGGACUGAUCUGACUACACUGAGGGAGCUGUCCAAGCAGAGGCUCAUCCCUGUCACACACGAGCAGGGCACUGUGCUGGCCAAGCAGGUGGGGGCCGUGUCCUAUGUGGAGUGCUCCUCCCGGUCCUCAGAGCGCAGCGUCAGGGAUGUCUUCCACGUGGCCACUGUGGCCUCCCUGGGCCGUGGCCAUAGACAACUUCGUCGUACUGACUCACGCCGUGGACUACAGCGAUCAGCCCAGCUGACAGGGCGGUCAGACCGGGGGACAGGGACUGAGGGCGAGCUCCACAAGGAUCGAGCCAAAAGCUGUAACCUCAUGUGAGGGGCCAGGAGAUGGGGUCUGGUUGGGAGGAGGAGGGUUGUGUGGGGAACUGGCAUCAAGAGUAAUCUUGAGUCUCAGCUUAUAAAGGGUGCCUUCUAUCCCCCACCCCUUGUCUCCGUGUCCUGGCCCUGGUUUCCUUUCCCAUGGAAGGUAACCACUCUAUGACCUUCCCUUCUCUGCUUUCACUUCUACAGCUGUUAUCCCACAUCCCAAGCAACAUUCACUAAAUUACAAAGUUGAGAAGCCCCCAUACCAUCUCCCUAGCAGUCCUAGCCCCUCCCUUUCCCCAACAGGUCCCAAAUAAAGCCCAUAUCCAAGGAAAA